UUCUCAGCGAACUACAUAUUUCCUGUUUCGACUACCAUAAUACCAUACACUUAACACUAUCAACUGACAAGAUGGGUGCCAAAGUGCCAAGAAACUUCCGACUGCUGGAGGAGUUGGAGAAGGGAGAGAAGGGCCUUGGAGCUGAGGCAUGCUCCUACGGUCUCGCAGAAGGUGAUGAUCUGCUGAUGUCGAACUGGACUGGCACAAUCCUUGGUCCUCCCCACAGCGUUCACGAAAACCGCAUUUACUCUCUCAAGAUGCACUGCGGUGACCAGUAUCCCGAUCAGCCACCUACCAUCCAGUUCAUUAACGAGGUGAACCUCCCAUGUGUCAACCCAAGAAACGGCGUGGUCGACCCGAGCAAACUUCCAUGCCUUGCCAACUGGAGCAGAAACAACACAAUGGAGACUGUCUUGAUUGAGCUAAGAAGAUACAUGGCCCAUCCAGCGCACAAGAAACUACCCCAACCUCCUGAGGGAUCCACCUACAGUCUACAUUAAGGAUUCUUUGCGGAUUCUCUGACUUAUACUGAGAAAUGAUCUUGGUGCGGGGUGUCAGGACGAAGGAUGGUUGCCAUAACAGGGGUACAUGGCGGGAUAGUUUUAUGAUCGGAUGCAUCAGCGCGGCGAAUAGGUUCUCUAGCGGCUCUGGUGUCUUUAGUCUUUACAUGAGAGGUUCAUGAUUUUACAUUUCAAUGGUUCCAUUGCCGUCAAGACAGGAGAGCAUAUAUUGUGCAACAUCUUCCCCUUCAAAUGCAUCAACUCUCCCUCAUCGACUCUUCUUUCCUCCUCCUCCUCUCAACAUUCUUAUCGUGCCUUCUCUUCUCUCUCUCUUGCCUCCACAUCUCUUCUUCUUGUUUAUAAAUUUCGACCAUCUUUAGACCAGCCUCCUUCGCCCUCUUCCCAUCCCGAUCAAGACGUGACCAA
Molecule: messenger RNA, 926 nt
Organism: Amorphotheca resinae ATCC 22711
Lineage: Eukaryota; Fungi; Ascomycota; Leotiomycetes; Helotiales; Amorphothecaceae
Exons: 4
Coding region: 72-500 (142 amino acids)
Biological process (GO): protein K63-linked ubiquitination; DNA damage tolerance
Cellular component (GO): nucleus
Source: RefSeq, a predicted model, not a curated record